GAUAAGAAAAACAGAAACAGCCCUAAAAUAAAGCAUGUGUAUGCUUGGUAAAUAAUAUGAAUAAUACCAUUAACAAAUAUUGACAUCGCUCAGCGAAUCGCCGACGAACGAUGCGACACCGUGGGCGAGGAAGAAUCCAGUGUUGGCUAUCAAGUCCGUCUCGAAAAAAAAACUCCACGUAUUUAUGGUUCAAUUCUGCUGUGUACUCCUGGAAUUUUGCUGCAGAAUAUGCACAACGAUCCUGAACUGCAAGGGAUAUCCCAUCUCCUGAUGGAUGAAAUACACGAGCGAGAUGUCACAAGUGACUUCUUUAUGGCAGUUAUGAAGGAACUCACAACCAGGAGAAACAUAAAGGUUGUACUCAUGAGUGCCACGAUGAACUCCCAUAUGUUCUCAGCAUAUUUCAAUAACUGUCCUAUGUUGGAAAUUCCUGGAUCUAUGUUUCCAGUAAAAGUACAUUUUCUGGAGGACAUUUUAUCCGUGAUAAAGCCUAACAGCUCAGUGGUUCAGAGCCAGAGGUCGACGGGGAUGGGGAGAAGAGGAGCUACAUUGGGUCGAUCUAAUAAUAAUUUCCAUGCAAAAAAGACCGAUUAUGCUAUUAUGAUGAAGCAAUAUCUAGAGCGACUGAAUAGAACCAAAGAGUAUCCGAAUAAUGUUGUGCAGCAAUUGACGGAUUUCAAAGUUGAAUUUCUGAACGUUGAAAACGUUUUUAAUCUGAUCAAUCACAUCUGCUUCGAAAAGAGGCAGCCGGGUGCUAUUCUGGUCUUCCUUCCAGGAUGGGACAGCAUUUCGAAUCUUUACAACAUGUUGGAUGAGUGUGGACGAUUCCCAGAAGAUGAGUUCUUGAUAAUUGCACUUCAUAGCUCAACUUCCAUACAACACCAACAAUUGGCGUUCCAAACUCCUAAACCAGGAGUAAGAAAGAUAGUGAUUGCUACAAACAUUGCUGAAACGUCAAUCACUAUCGAUGAUAUAGUGUUUGUUAUUGACUGUGGUUUGUGCAAAGUGAACCGAUUCGACGCCACUAAAAAAAUAACAACUCUGGACACAGAGUUCAUCUCGAAAGCGAGUCUCCUUCAGCGAAGGGGUCGUGCCGGAAGGUUGCAAGAAGGAGAAUGUUACCAUUUCAUCACCAAAGUAAGAGAUCAAAGACUUCAACUUGAACCAGAUCCAGAAAUCCGCAGGUCAAGAAUCGAAGAUAUUAUAAUAAAAUGCAAACUACUGCCUCUUGGAAAAACCCAAGAUUUCCUACAGAAGCUACUCAAUCCUCCACCGGUGGCCAACAUCAGAGUGGCAAUUGAAACUCUGAUUGAAGCUCAAGUUCUGGAUAUUGACGAGAAUUUGACUCCUUUGGGCAACCUGAUCGCUUUCUUACCAGUUGACCAUUUCCUGGCAAAAAUGAUCAUCCUUGGAGUGUUCUUCCGUUGCCUUGAUCCUAUACUCAGUAUUGCUGCAUCGCUCAGCUUGAAGGAUCCCUUUGUUCUUCAACCUAAACUCAAAAAGGAACUUGAACUGAAAAAACUGGAACUUGACCAGAAACGUUAUUCAGACCACUUGCUGAUAGGCACUGUGAUGAGAUUGUGGGAGGAAGCUGUAGGCGAUAACCGCAGUGAAGAAUUUUGCAAAGAAAACUUUGUAUCUGAGGCAACACUUGAGUUUCUGGGUGCCAUCAAACAGCAAUUAGCUGACUGCUUGCAUGAGAUGAAGUUCAUUCCCAGUGGAAACUUCUUGAAUUACACGGACCAGAACUUGAAUGUCAACUCGUACAAUGUGGCCGUGCUGCGAGCUGUGGUUUGUGCUGCACUCUACCCCAACGUAGCCAACGUGAAGAGCGAAUUGAUUAUGAUGAACAAUCAACAAGUACCCGCCUUGGAGACAUAUGAAGAUAAGCAAGUGUACCUUGGCUUCAAGUCAGUGAAUGCCAAGACUCAUCAUUUCCCAAGUAAAUACUUGGUGUACUUUACGAAGCAAAGCUGUGGCAACAAAGUGUGGCUGCACGACAGCACCAUGGUCAGCCUGCAGUCACUGGUGCUCUUCGCCAACCGAGUCGAUGUUUCCUUCUCACCACUUGUUGUCAUCAAAAAUAUCCCCUACGACAUGUCACGAAAUAAGGACAUUUUGACUUUGAGAAACCGAUUCCAUGCAGCGUUCAAAGAUUUCACUGCCAACCCAAGACUGAUCCCGGUUGACUCUGAUGAGGAAACAAAUGUUGUCGUGUCACAAAUUGUGAAACUGCUGUCAAGUGAAGAAGAAAAAAUGCAGUGAACUGUUUUAUAAUUGGGAUGGUGUCAAUAUGGAGAAGUUGGUGCUGAAGGAAUGACUGAACAGGGGAUGGUGCUGAUUGAUUCUGAAGGAAGUUUUGUUUUGUUUGCUUAUAUUAUUCUAUAUUCCUCAUAAUACUUUACUUAGUUAUGGUUUAGAAUUUUCUUACUUUUUAUUCAUUGAUUUACCUUGAGUAACUAUCGAUAGCCUUUGUAAUUAUUACUUAUAUGUAGGCCUACUUUAAAUUAUCUCAUUCAUUCCUUUCUAUUUCAAGAUAAACGAACAAAAUUGUAUGAUCAACAGUGAGUAUUCUAAUUCCUAUUACGAUCGCAUUGUGGUUAGUGUAGAGCCAAAUAUGUUCCACUCAAAUUAUCUUUAAAUAAUACUUAAAUUAUCUUUAAAUUAUUAUCUUUCAAUUAUACAAAGUUGUUCUGUGUCGGCUCACUUGAGAGGCUCGGCUAUGUUUUAAAUUUUGUAUUGAGAUGUGCAGCUUGAAUUGUUUGAAGCGAAUAUAUACUUGAAACUUUGUGAUAACAUUCCAGGUAUCUCAUGAUUCAAUGAAUCAUUUUUUAAUGUAUCAAUUCAUUUAUUAUUUAAUUUUUUUGUAUAGUGAGAUUAACAUUGGUUUUCUAACCCUGUCUGUCAUUAGUCAGAGCAGAUAGCUCUGCUCUUUUUUAACUCGCUCCGUUUCCAAAUCGUUUAUAGGUUAUGAAAAAUAAAUAUAAUGAACUACCAGAAUAUUUAAUAUCAAUAGUAAGAAAAUGAAUUAUUUAUUCAUGAAAAUAUUAUUUCACUAAUUUAAAGUGGUCCUCAUAAAUACAUUAUCUGUAAUAUUAUAAAGGAAGGAAUUGGCUUACAAGUAGGGAUAGGAAAGACACGAAUGACGCAUCAUCACGUCUGAACUACUGAACUGAUCAACUUGAAAUUUUGUAUAACUUUUUUAAUUUACCGAGGAAGACUUAUUUUCAGUUCUAUAAAACUUCAGUUUGUCAAGUUUACAAUAAUUUUUCAGGUUUUCAGUUCAAGUUCUCUGUACGUCAAGUUUUCGUUUCUUCAAGGUAUAUACUUUUAAUACGGUACUCUGUCAUCGUCCAUCCAAAAGGCUAAGUAAUAAGUAAAAAGGUUUCUUAGAAUAUUUGUCAGCCUUGAAUAUUAUUAGUUUGUUGUCGUACAUAUAAAACUAUACGCCUCUAAUGUAUUCAACUUUGAAUAUAUUUUUCCACUGUUAUUUACGUUUCUAUUAAUUCUGUAGGCUACUCAUUUCUUAUU
Messenger RNA from Nilaparvata lugens (brown planthopper), 3531 nucleotides. RefSeq names its product ATP-dependent DNA/RNA helicase DHX36-like. NCBI's taxonomy places the organism in Eukaryota, Metazoa, Arthropoda, Insecta, Hemiptera, Delphacidae. The transcript has 15 exons. Gene Ontology annotation, molecular function: DNA helicase activity; G-quadruplex RNA binding. Bases 229 to 2265 code for a protein of 678 amino acids. The record is from RefSeq and is a predicted model, not a curated record. Gene Ontology annotation, cellular component: cytoplasm; intracellular anatomical structure; nucleus.